AAAAUAUUUUUUAGAAUGAAUUGCAUGAUAUAUAGAUAUAUUACUUCGAUAUGUAGAAGUAAUAUUAAUUUUGAUACUUAUAGAAAAAUUAAUACUAUUUUCACAUCAUGUAAUGAUGCAUUAACAACACAUGUAUUUAUGACAAAAUUCAGUUUACAGUUAUAUCAUAAAAAUUUGUUACAUACUACUAAAGUUCGAUUUAAAGAAAUUAAGUCUAAUUUGAAAUUAUUUGAGAAUCAAAAUAAUUAUUCUUCUGUUCAAUUGAAGAAAAGACCCAAAAAAAGAAAAUCUCUUUCUACCUAUGAAGAAAUUAAUACUUCAUAUCGUAUGAAAGCAUUGGCUACUUCAGAAGAAUAUAAUUUAGAAUCUUUGGUGAAAGGUCUCAUUGAACAAAAUUUAUAUAUGCCAAGUAGUAUAAAUACAUCAACAAGUUUUUUAUUUAUUUACAAGUUUUCAACAUCAGGCCCAAGUAUUAUAUACAGAUGAAUUAUUUAUGAUAUAUAUCUACUAUACUAUAAAGGUCACAAAUAAGUCACAUACAUAUAUACAUAUAUGAGUUGUAAACCUAUUACAAGAAAGUAAAUAAGUAUGUAUGUAUAAUAAUUUAAAUUCAUAUAAAUUUAAAAUCUAUAAUUU
Molecule: messenger RNA, 636 nt
Organism: Apis florea (little honeybee)
Lineage: Eukaryota; Metazoa; Arthropoda; Insecta; Hymenoptera; Apidae
Product: glutathione synthetase
Biological process (GO): positive regulation of mitochondrial translation; glutathione biosynthetic process
Cellular component (GO): cytosol
Molecular function (GO): ATP binding; glutathione binding; glutathione synthase activity
Source: RefSeq, a predicted model, not a curated record